Messenger RNA from Hyaloscypha bicolor E, 1155 nucleotides. RefSeq lists its product as uncharacterized. The transcript is spliced from 3 exons. The record is from RefSeq and is a predicted model, not a curated record. Lineage: Eukaryota; Fungi; Ascomycota; Leotiomycetes; Helotiales; Hyaloscyphaceae. Bases 1 to 1155 code for a protein of 384 amino acids.
AUGGCUCAUCAAGCCCCCAAUUCUGUACCGACAUCCGAUCGAACUGAUGUCGAAAAAGCUGAAGAGGAGAGGUGUACGAAAAAAUUUCUCGAGUGCCUUUCCAAUUUCCGGUACGAGUGGGAUGAGUUGGAUGUUAGUGAAUUUGCCCUGUUCUAUUCCGAGAAUAAGGAGGCGGGGUGUGCAUUCCAUGUGCUCCGGUGUAUAUUCAAGAAGGUCGACGCAUUUAUUGGCAUUAAAAGCUACAUUGAUUGUCCAUGGGUAUACUUUUCCGACUUGAAAUUGCUUGUUAGCUUUAGUAAAGUAAUUGAGACACUUGCGAACGCAGCUCAAGGAGUUAAUGAGCCACCGGUGGUCGAGAAAAUGCGAAUAGUCGACCGCACUCGUAUAAGAAGAGCGAUGCUCAAAAGGAUCGCCGAUCUUAAGCCUUCACGCAGAACGUUCAAUGCCGAGGUUUUAGAGUACCUAACAGAUCGGAAUACUAUCUUCGACAACUUCUGGAAGGCUGUGUAUAAAGAAAGAGCGAAAAGGCAAGAUCUUUCUAUGACAGGUUUACGGCAGAGGAAAUCGAAGAACGUAACUUCGGCCGUAAAAUCUCGUGGUGAGACGAAGAUGACUGAGGCCGGAGGGAAAUUUCCAAAUUCCAGGCAACUUGGGUAUUUCAGAGAAACAGUCGGUCGGCUCUUCACAGCGGUAAAUGGCCCAUUCCAAAGACCCAAUUGGAGAAGUGUAAGAGACUUUACUGGAAGAACCGGUACAGUCCUUACUGUCUCAGCCAUCUGUCUCAUGACCACCACAGGCCUUGCUUGCAGAGCACUCUUCCUCUCACUCUACGACCCAAUCCAGCCCAACACCAUAGACUCCGACUUUUUCACGUUACUGCAACAAAGUAUACUCUUGUUCUUCUCUCAAUAUGUACUUGUUGUCCCCUACUUGCGCAGCCUGAGGUUAAACACUGAGCGCUUCUGGUUCCUAGCCACAUUAAUAGCCAGCACAAUUACUGGAGUGGCAUCGGUUCUCGCCUACUUCUGGACGCUUCCGGUAUCGACAUUCCUUGGCUUUGUAGCCAAUGCAGCGCAGAUCAUAGCAACUCUCUUGUUAAUACAGGAAGCCACUCUCCACCGUCCUGCGAACCCUGUCUCCAAUGCAGAGUCGUAG